UUUAUUAAUUCUCAAGUUUUACUCUUUAGGUAUUAAAACCCAAUGGUAUUCUGUUAUUUAGGGAUUAUGGAUUGUAUGAUCAAGCAAUGUUGAGAUUUAAACCUGGUCACAAGUUAAGUGAAAAUUUUUAUGUAAGGCAAGAUGGCACUCGAGCUUUCUACUUCUCUGAAGAAUACUUGGGAAAAUUAAUGGUUGAAGCUGGAUUUGAAGUGAUUGCUAAUAAAUAUGUUUCUAGAGAAACUGUAAACCACAAAGAAGGCACCUGUGUACCAAGAGUUUAUAUCCAAGGGAAGUUUUUAAAACCUAGAUGAUCAAAAAAUUUUAUGUAUAGAUAUUGUUUAAAUAAAUUUUUUCAUAAAAAAAUUA
This is a messenger RNA of Parasteatoda tepidariorum (common house spider), 366 nucleotides long. The record is from RefSeq and is a predicted model, not a curated record. Lineage: Eukaryota; Metazoa; Arthropoda; Arachnida; Araneae; Theridiidae.